GCGAUCGUUAUUUCUUGUUAACUGGCGUAACGAGAAUAGUAGUUUUUGGGAGUAUUUAUUAUAGAUAUAUAUAUAUAUUUUUAAGUUUGUAUGAUAACACAAUUAUUUUCUUAUAUUGUUUAUUGUUAUACGCAAAAAAAAUAACCUCAACAUUUAUAUCAUUUUAUAUUACUAUUUAACAAACAUAACAUAACAACAAGCAGUAAAAAUGUUAGAUAAGGAUGAUGUAGAUAAUGAAAAAAUGAGAAAACACAAGGAACGUCUCAAGCUCGCAUCAAAAUUAGAUGACGAGUUAAAUGAUUUUAUUAAUUCGUUAGAAAAGAAAACUUACACCGAAGGAUGGACUGAAGAAACUAUGCUAAAAGAAUUGGACAGUCAUCCGUUCUUCAUGAAGAAAUUACCAGAUACUGAAGAACCGUUACAUCCUCUUGUAGAAGGAUUGCAACAACUUAAAUAUUCAGAAGAGGAAAAUACUCCUGAGGAAUUAGCUCUGAGCUAUAAAGAGGACGGAAACUUCCAUUUCAAAAAUAAAAAAUACCGUAUGUCUAUUAUAAGUUAUACGUUAGGUCUCAGGACCAAAUGCAACGACCCAAUAUUAUUGGCAGCGCUUUACAAUAACAGAGCUGCUGCUCAUUAUAUGCUUAAGAAUUACCGGUCUAGUUUAAAUGACAGUAAACAAGCAAUAACAUUGAAAUCAGAUUAUGUUAAAUCCUUGGAAAGAGCCGCGCAUUGUUGCUUUGAAAUUAAAGAUUUUGAUCAGUGUGAUGAACUGUGCGAUAGCAUCCUAGAAAUGUAUCCAACUAAAAAAGAGAUACUGAAAUUAAAAACCAAAGUUUCAUUUGGACGAAGCAACAUGGAGGACGAAGCAAGAAAGAAACGUGCAAAAGAGACUAAACUUGCUCGAGAAGAAGAAAAAUUGUUAUCUGUCAUCAAGGAGAAAGGUAUCAAAUUAGAAUUACUGGAUGAUGAUAAAAUUCCUACAUUGCAAGAUUUGGAGCCUGAUGUACCUGCAUUGAUGCAAAACAAAGUACAUCUAGAUGGAAACAACAAACUUGUAUGGCCAGUCAUAUUUUUGUAUCCCGAAUUUCAAGAAACUGAUUUUGUACAAAAUUUUCAUGAAGAUAUUACUAUAAAAGAACAACUGGAAGAAUUAUUUUCUUCUCCAGUAGAAUGGGAUGUUGAUAAUCUGUAUGAGCCUGAUACUGUAUCAAUAUAUUUUGAAGGAAAGGAUGUAACUUCUCUUAAUAAAGUUGACAUUUCACAUACACUAGGGAAAAUAUUAAAGAGCGAACAAUUUUUCGUUCGUAGUGGAACACCAGCUUUCUUGGUAUUUGUAAAAGACAGUAAAGCUGAAGCUCGAUAUUUAAAAACUUAUAAUAUUAGCGAAUUGCAUAUAGAAGUUGAAGUAUUUGCUUGUCCCCGAGGAAGUCGAGACAAAAAACCAAAAAAAGAGUCGCGUCGUACGAGUGAGAUUCCGGCAAAGGAAGAGGAGGCACCUAGAAAGUGCCGAUUAUUUUUCGAAAUCGUGGAAGGGAAUAAUCGAAAAACGGCGAACCAUUACGGAGGUAUACAAUACGCGAGCUCAUACAGUAACGGUCGUACGGCAACGAGCUUGUAUAAUAAUAAUUGUUCUUCGACCACCACUUACGGUGCUUUUGUGCACCAACAACAACAACAACAGCAGCUGCAGCAACAACAACAGCUGCAACAACAACAACAGCAGCAACAGCUUCACGAGGAUUAUCGUCCAAUUUAUUUUUAUGUCGCUCAGCCGUACACUAUACCGUAUACGUUCGCGAAAAGACCGAGACAGAAUUCAUCCCUUCUUAGAUCGGACAACAGGUCCAAUUAUCGUGUUAAAUUUUCAAAAAAACUUCCCAACGUAGUAGACUUCUCUCAAAAGGUUAAACAGGGAGAAUUUUCGAAGAGUCUCAAUCAAGUUCACUUCGCCGAGGGCCAGAACCACCAAGGAUUUCCGCAUUUUUAUAAACCUGGCCAGACACCGCGACAUCCAAGAAUGACGUCGAUGUUUCGAAGGGGCACUAUAUUUGCAACUUUCUUUCUCUCGUUACUCGGUGGUGGAUUGGUUUGUGCUGCAUUAGUUACCCAACACUGGGUUGAGGCACGACCCUGGAGGACACCGAAUCCUCAGGAGAGUGCAGGAAGAGUUCAUUUUGGUUUAUUGCAGGGUAAAAAGGAAUUGAAUGUUGCCUAUGGUUGGAGAACCUAUCACGUAUCAGUACCUCAAAUGUUACGGCAAGAUCCAACAGUUAUGUCCUGGGGACUCUGGAUGGGAACUUUAGUAGCAACUUCAGCUGCAUUGAUAACUGCUGCCUUUGCCGCACUUUUAGCUGUGCUAAAUACGGCAACCUCACCAAGAGCUAAAGCUCUCUCUGUACCUGGAGUUUAUUUUAUAAACAUUUUAGCGUUGAUAAUGUGUAUAACAAGCGUUGGUACAUGGUUAGCACAAUAUUACACUAGGCUGUACGUCAAUGUCUUGCCAAAAGAAGACAUCGAUAAUAUGUGGACCAGCGAAGGUUCUGCUGAACUUGGUUACUCAUUCUGGCUCGUUGCAAGUGCUGCUGUUGUGCAUCUUAUUAGUAUCGCGUUAGUUGGUUGGGGUUCUGGAAGAGAAAAGGAUAAUAAUUUGGAACCGAUUCCUGCAUUGGAAGAAAAAACUGCAGCAGCAAUAAUGCUCUAUUAGGAUCAGGUUUCUUUUUCAAUAUUGAAUACGAACCGUACACUGAAUUAUUUCUAUUUCUAUUUCUUUUAAAAGUAUAUGAGUGAGAAGGGAGCGGGGGGUAUGUUAUCUCUAAACGCAUUUCCAAAAUUCUAUUGCAAAAGUUCCUUCCUUUUCUUGCCGCGUGUAAUCCACACGUUAAAGAUUAUUAUGAUAUAUCGCAAAGUAUAAUAAGAAUGACUGUAUGAUGCGCUUUUUUUUACAUUUUUCUAUGAUGCACAUUAAAGCCGAUCUUGCCCGUUUAAAAUUAUUAUUCGUUAACGAUCGUGUGAAAAGAAAAUUGAUACUUUAGGGAUGAUUUUUUAUAUGGCACACGUUACUAAUCAACAUUGAAUCAUAAUUAAUUGACGAAUCUUCUGUUAUCAAUGAUCUAAUAUGUAUUAUUUCUUCUCUUACAAUAUCUUUAAUUGUAAUUGCUUUCAAUUUGGAAGCUGAUAACCGUAAAUAUUCGGUUAAAAAAAAGAUUAAUGACGAAUGUUAGUAUAUAUAUAUAGCUUUUAAU
Molecule: messenger RNA, 3242 nt
Organism: Polistes canadensis
Lineage: Eukaryota; Metazoa; Arthropoda; Insecta; Hymenoptera; Vespidae
Exons: 12
Coding region: 209-2704 (831 amino acids)
Molecular function (GO): Hsp90 protein binding
Source: RefSeq, a predicted model, not a curated record